AUGCUCUCUGGAGGAGACAGCCUUUGCGAGGCUAGAGGACAGUCAGCCGUCUUAUAUUUAGCAGCAGCAGCUGCUGCUGCUGCUGCUGCGGUUGUUGUUGUUGCUGCUGCUGCUUCUGCGGCCAUGGGGGAGACUCGGCUGCUGGUGCUGCGAAGGCUGGAGGCUUACACACCAGCAGAGUCGGCAGCAGCAGCAGCAGCAGACUCAGCAGCAGCAGCAGAAGGAUCAAUAGAAGCGGCAGCAGCAACAGCAGCAGCAGCGACAACAGCGGACUGCGCUGCGGUGUAUGUGCUUCCAGCCUGCAGAGACACCCCAGCCAACUUGCCUACAACGGAGGGGCCCUCUUCUGGUGUACGUACACCUCACGCUGCUUCUGUCUCCUCUGCACCUUCAAGCAAGACGGCGGCUUGCAUGCGAUGGGAAGGAUUAAGACUGCAGCAGCAGCAGCAACAGCAGCAGCAACAGCAGCAGCAGCAGCAGCAGCAAAAUGGUGUCCUUAGCGACAAGUGGUUCGUGGAGCUGCCUCCUCAGGCUAAGGGAAGUAGAGUGUCUUGCUUGCUGGUCAGCAGCAGCAGCAGCAGCAGCAGCAGCAGCAGCAGCAGUUGUGGCAGCAGGUGCAGCAGCAGCGAUGACGACCGCGAUCGCCCUGGCUGCCUGAGAGACUCUGGGUUUUUGCUGCUGCUGUUUGGAGACAACCACGUUGCUGCAGUUCAUGUGGCUGACCUUAGAGCAGCAGCAGCAGCAGCAGCAGAGAAAGCAGCAAGAAGAACAGCCAAGGGCAAGGCCCCGCCCCACAUUCUUGAGCACGAGAUGCCUGCAGUACUGUCAAUGUGCGCUGCUGCUGCUGCUGCUGCUGUUACUGUUGCUUCUGCUGCUGCUGCUGCUAUUGCUUCUGCUGCUGCUGCUGUUGCUGGUGUUGCUUCUGCUGCUGUUGCUGGUGUUACUUCUGCUGCUGAUGUUGCUUCUGCUGCUGCUGCUGUUCCAUUUGCUCCUGUUGUUGUUGCUGCUCCCGCUGCCUUUGUUGCUGUUGUUGUUGCUGUUAUUGAUGCUGCUGUUGCUGCUGCUGUUGCUGCUCCUGUUGGUGUGGGUUGUAUCUUGUUGCUGCAGUAUGUGUACGUACACCGCAGGCUGGAGCGCCGGGGAUCGACUGCUGCAGUAGCAGUUGCUGGUGCAGCAGCAGCAGCAGCUGCUGCUGCUGGGCCUACCCCUCCAGACGCAGCAGCCUCGAAUGCGCUGCGUGAGCUGCUGCAGCAGUUGCAGGCGCCCACGGAGGAGCAACAGCAGCAGCAACAGCAGCAGCCGGAGACAUGUGCAGCAGCAGCAACAGGUACACAAAGAGAAGACACUCAAACAACUCUUAGGAGAAGGGGCCCCCGCCAUCAGCAGCAGUCGCUGUCUCCUUCGAGGCGCCUGUCUCCGAGUUCCAGUAGUCAGCAGCAGCAGCAGCAGCAGCAGCAGCAGCAGCGAGUGCUGCUGCUGGCUGCUGGAGCAGACCCGCUGCUGUCUCUACACCGUCUCUCUCUGGGGGAGACGGAGGAGACACCUCGCUUUAGCUUCUUUGCGGUUUCUGCUGCUGCUGCUGCUGGAAAGCUUGCUGCUGCUGCUGCCCGGGGGGCCCUCAGUUUCUUCAGAGGCAGUCCUGCGCAGCUGCCAAAGCAGCAGCAGCAGCAGCAGCAACAGCAGCAGCAGCAGCAGCAAAGCGACGGCUCUAGAGAUCCCAGUGAUGUGGAAGACCUCAAGAUAUCAGAGGCCCCUCUGCUGCAGGUUGGGUGGGUAGACAAACAGCGGGGGGCCCUAAAGCUGCAGAUGUGCCCCUGGGAUAUGACUGUUGCCGCCCUAAGCGAUUCCUUAGGCAGAGUGAGUGUUUUAUGUGUCCUCUCUUUGCUGCCUCUCUGGAUGCUGAAGGGCUACCGCAAGGCCUUCUUAGUUUGGCUGCAGCGGCCUUCUUUCGGGUGUAUAUACACCUCAGCUGCUGCAGCGCAUGCACAAGCGCCUAGCGGGGGUCUGCUGGUCUUCGCCCCUAAACGAGGUUUGUUGGAGUUGUUUAGUGGGGCUUCCAAGGCGCGGCUGGCUGUGGCGCUGGAUAUACACCCCGAAGCCCUGCUGCUAGCAUGUUGUGCUGCUGCAGCAGGUUGCUGCUGCUGCUGCUGCCAGCGCAGCAGCACCUUUUGCUUCGUGUUAGACACGCAGGGGCUUGCCCUUGUACAGUGGCCGCCAGGCCUUUAA
Messenger RNA from Eimeria acervulina, 2226 nucleotides. RefSeq lists its product as hypothetical. Gene Ontology annotation, biological process: regulation of GTPase activity. The transcript has 7 exons. The record is from RefSeq and is a predicted model, not a curated record. NCBI's taxonomy places the organism in Eukaryota, Apicomplexa, Conoidasida, Eucoccidiorida, Eimeriidae. The coding region runs from base 1 to 2226 and encodes 741 amino acids.